AACUGUAACUUUUCUCUGCGUUUAUUUCCGUAUAGUACCACGAAUCGCGGUUACUGUAUCGCUGCGCCCAGGCUUUAGCUUUAUUACGUUUGCAUCAAAAGCGCAGUCGCAUCCGGCACGGCCGGCGUACGGGUCUCCACCUCCCGGAUGCAUGGACACGCCGACCCCAAGCUUUAAAGCCUGCUUUACGGGGAAGGCUUGCAGUCGGGAUUGCCUUGUGAGCGCCGUGGGCUGCGGCGCGUCCGCCGGUUGCGGGGGCUCACUUCGCCUUGUCCGGUAUGGGGAAGCGGGACGUAGGAGUGGCACGGUUUCGGAGAGGUGAGCGGGAAGAUUAUCAUGGCCCUUAGCGACGGAAAUGGUGACGUCCCGCUUUUCAGCAAUGGCAGCAUCCCCGCAAGUGCUACCGGUGUUGACGUCGGCGCCCCUGCCUGGGACAGAGAGGCCUCCUCGCCACGGGGGCAGCCUCCCAGGGAGCCGACAUGCACAAAAGUGAGUCAGAACGGAGUCACCGGUCACCACAGCACCCUCCGGCUGUCCCUGCUGCCCGUAGACGCCCCAAGGCCCUCCACGUUUCUGCCCGCCUCCCUGCCUCCCCCGUGCUGCCAUCGCUGCCCAUUCCACCCCCCGCCCUGCUGCCAUGGCAACCAGCAGGAGUGCCACAUCUUCCCAAACCACCCGCCCCUCCAUACAGGCUGCAGUCACCAGGCCACACCAUCGCUGUGUUUGCACCACCGCUGGCAGGAGCACUUCCAGAACCAGCCGGCCGGGCCGGGCAUGGCCGCUGUCAGCCCGGCCAGAGCGCUCCGAUUCCCCAGAAGCUAUGCGGCCCUGAUUGCUGACUGGCCUGUGGUUGUGCUGGGGGUGUGUACCGUCCUUAUUGUGGUGUGUGCCUUGGUUGGGAUUCUCGUGCCGGACCUCCCUGACUUCUCUGAUCCACUUCUGGGGUUUGAACCGCGAGGCACUGCGAUUGGCCAGCGGCUAGUCACAUGGAACAACAUGGUGAAGAACACCGGGUAUAAGGCAACAUUGGCAAACUACCCAUUCAAAUACGCUGAUGAGCAGGCCAAAAGUCACCAAGAGGAUAGAUGGGCAGAGGACCACUUUGAGCGGAAGAAAAGGCAGGCAGAGUGGGACUUUGGCCGGGAUGGCCUGUUUUGCGAUGUGCCAGGUGACCGCUACUCCAGGCUGGUGUUUGCGUCUGCUGAGGGAAAGAACCUGUGGAACGUCCAAGCCAUCAAAUCCAUGUGCAACGUGGACAACAUCCGGGUUCGGUCACACCCCCAGUACUGGAAUCUUUGCCAGCGAACCUCUGACGUGUCCUGCUGCCCCAGCUGGACCCUGGGAAACUACAUCGCCCUACUGAACAACAGGUCAUCCUGUCAGAAGAUCACAGAACGCGACGUUUCUCACACACUGAAAAUCCUGCGCUCCUGCGCCAAGUACUACCACAAUGGGACCCUGGGCCCCGAGUGCUGGGACAUGGCCACUCGCAGGAAGGACCAGCUCAAGUGCGCCAACAUCCCCCGCAAGUGCACCAAAUACAAUGCCGUCUACCAGAUUCUGCAUUUCCUGGUGGACAAGGACUUCCUGAGUCCGAAGGCCUCUGAGCAUCCUGCUCCCGCCUUGAAGUACAGCAUGCUCUUUUCCCCGACAGAGAAAGGGGAGACCAUGAUGGACAUCUACCUGGACAACUUUGAGAAGUGGAACUCCUCGGAUGGCAUCACAACCAUCACAGGCAUCGAGUUUGGGAUCAAGCAUAACUUAUUCCAGGACUACCUGCUAACGGAUACUGUGUAUCCUGCCAUCGCCAUAGUGAUUGUGCUCGUCGUAAUGUGCGUCUACACAAAGUCCAUAUUCAUCACGCUGAUGACGAUGUUCGCCAUCAUCAGCUCGUUGAUUGUGUCCUACUUCCUGUACCGAGUCGUCUUCAACUUCGAGUUCUUUCCCUUCAUGAACCUGACCGCACUCAUCAUCCUAGUGGGCAUCGGCGCCGAUGAUGCCUUUGUGCUGUGCGACGUGUGGAACUACACAAAGGGUGACAAGCCAAACUGGGAGCUCUCCCAGACGGUGGGUGUCACCCUCCAGCACGCCGCCCUCUCCAUGUUUGUCACCAGCUUCACCACCGCCGCUGCCUUCUACGCCAACUACGUCAGCAACAUCACGGCAAUCCGCUGCUUCGGUGUCUAUGCGGGCACUGCCAUACUCGUCAACUAUGUCCUGAUGGUCACUUGGCUCCCAGCUGUGGUGGUCCUGCAUGAGCGCUACCUGCUCAACGUCUUCACCUGCUUCAGGGGUCCACAGCAGAGGGCCUAUGAUACCAAAAACAUAUGGACAUUUAUGUGCCAGAAAAUGGACAAGUGUCUGUUUACCAUCUCAAAAAUAUCAAGGAUAUUUUUUGAGAAGAUCCUGCCCUGCCUUGUGAUAAAAUUUCGGUAUGCCUGGCUACUUCUGUUCUUUGGCCUCACCGUAGGUGGUGCUUAUGUUGUGUGUGUUCACCCCAAAAUGAAGCUUCCUUCCCUGGAGCUGUCGGAGUUCCAGGUCUUCAGGUCCUCUCACCCAUUCGAGCGCUAUGACGCAGAGUACAAGAAACUCUUCAUGUUCGAGCGCGUCCACCAUGGAGAGGAACUUCACAUGCCAGUCAUUAUCAUAUGGGGGGUUACACCAGUUGACAACGGAGAUCCUCUUAACCCCAAAAACAAAGGGAAACUGACACUGGAUAGCACCUUCAACAUAGCCAGCCCAACCUCUCAGAUGUGGAUCUUGAACUUCUGCCAGAAACUGAGGAACCAGAGUUUCAUCCACCAGUCAGACAAGCAAGACUUCACCAGUUGCUUCAUGGAGACCUUCAAGCAGUGGAUGGAGAACCAGGACUGUGAUGAAGCCCCGGUUUACCCUUGCUGCAGCCAGUCGACUUUCCCCUACAAGCAGGAUGUGUUUGAGCUGUGUAUUAAAAGAGCUAUCAUGGAGUUGGACCGAAGUACAAUUUACCACUUGGACAGCAAGACGCCAGGCCCAAGGUUUGACAUCAAUGACACCAUUAGGGCUGUUGUUCUGGAGUUCCAGAGCAACUACCUCUUCACACUGGCCUAUGAGAAGAUGCACCAGUUUUACCGCGAAGUGGACUUCUGGAUAAAGGAGGAGCUCAAGACAGCCCCCGUGGGUCUCAGCUAUGGGUGGUUUGUCAGCAACCUGGAGUUUUACGACUUGCAGGACAGCCUGUCAGAUGGCACUCUCAUCGCCAUGGCUCUGUCAGUGGUUGUCGCCUUCAGUGUGAUGCUCCUCACCACAUGGAACAUUGUCAUAAGCCUCUAUGCCAUCAUAUCCAUAGCCGGAACCAUCUUUGUGACAGUGGGAUCCUUGGUGCUCCUUGGGUGGGAGCUAAACGUGUUGGAGUCGGUUACCAUCUCUGUGGCCGUGGGCCUCUCCGUCGACUUCGCUGUUCACUAUGGCGUGGCCUACCGCCUUUCACCGGAGUCGGACAGAGAGGGGAAGGUGGUGUUUUCCUUGAGCAGGAUGGGCUCCGCCAUUGCAAUGGCGGCCCUCACCACAUUUGUGGCAGGCGCCAUGAUGAUGCCGUCCACGGUGCUGGCCUACACUCAGCUGGGCACCUUCAUGAUGCUGAUCAUGUGCAUCAGCUGGGCCUUUGCCACCUUCUUCUUCCAGUGCUUGUGCAGGUGCCUUGGACCCCAGGGUGCGUGUGGCCAGAUUCCCCUGCCUAAGAAGCUCCGUUGCCACGCUUUCUCUGACCAGUCGGUAGGGGCUCCUGGAGUUUGGGGCCAGGGCAAGCUAUGCCAUGGCGGUAAGUACCAACUUGACAGCCGAGGGGGGGACGUGGCACAUGAGCAUUACGAGCUUGAACCACUGGCCUCCAACGUGGGGGGUGGGGAGAAGGGUGGGGCUGAGUACGCGAAGGUCUGCUCACGGCUUUGCAACGGCGCACCCCCCCAAAGCUCCUGCAUCCAAGCGCAUUUCCAAAGCAAAGAGGAGCCUGGUAGUACAGGGGGCCCAGAGAAUGUAGUGGGGAUGACUGCAGAGCUGACUCGGGGGGACCAGUACACCCCCCACAGGAACUGCAGCUGUGGGGAAGCCCACCAGUGUGUAGGCGUGCAGUGGACCCCCCGUUCCUGCCCCCAGGCUGGGGAAGAUGUCUGCAUGCAGUGCACCCCACGUCACACUAGUGCCCCGAAGGGUCAGUCUGCACUCUCAGCCCUGGAGGCCACAUACACAUUGGCAGAGUGUCGCACACACCAUGUACACCAUGCCCCCCCACACUACCGGACCAACAGACUGUGCCCCCACAGCUGCCCCCUCCGAAAUUACUGCACCUCCGCGGGCCAGGAGCAGGUCCAGCAGCAACCAGUGGUUGCUGUACCCAACAACUCCCCCAAGGCCCAUGGUGAGGAGGUGGGCCGUCACUAUGCAGGGCCCUGCUGCAUGAGCCCGGCCACAGACUCCAGAGAGGAGAAACCGGCCACCUGUGCAGAGGGAGGAGACAUAGAGCACACAGGGGUAUUACAGGAGGUGCACGGCAGGCGGGACCAGGCCGAGUCGGCGUCAGGCACACAAGAGGAGGACGGCAAGAAGGGCAAGCAGGCGCGAAAGGACAAGAAAGACAGGGCCUUACCUGCCUUCCCUAAGAAACUCUGUUUUAACAGAACUUUCAAAGCUAAGUGCAAUUCUGUCAACUCUCAGAAACCAAAAGCGGAAGCCAACGUGCCUGUUCUCGUGACAGACCCGAAACCCCCAGCGGAGAGUUUGUGUUAGUAUCAGACAGAGAAAUGGCCCCUUUCCCAGCCCGUCUCGCAUCGAGCGUCUGUGUGCAAUGUCCCUUUGCAAUUAAACAUUUGGGAUUUCACAGACCAGCGUGCCUCCUGUCUUUCAUACAAGCUCCAUGUGCUUGCGUCCUUUUCAACGGGCUAAAUGCCCCUAUUACUACACAAAGAAUACCUGCAGAAGCUUAAUUACAUUAAAUGCCUGCUUUUUUUACUUUCAUGUAAAUAAAAUGUAAUAAACUCUUUCGUUUUUGUUUGAAGACAAAGGAAUAUCUCACAUGCUACGUCCCUUAGGUGGGGCUUCAAAGAGUUUAACUUCUGUUCUGGAAGGUUUUCUGUCUGGUUGUCUGAUGCCUCCCAUCAAACGCCAUGAGUGAGUGAGAAGCCGAAAUGAGUGUGAAUUGGUUUAGGCAGAACUGGACACUAUACAUCUGUAUGCCUAUGAAUAAUGGCUACGCACCACCAUCCUUUGGAGAGAUAUAUAUAUAUAUAUAUAGCCUUUCAGAUCAUAUUUUUUUUGUAAUGGCAUUAUGUAUAACCAAGAAAAUGUAAAUGUUCUGAUAUUUAUGAUACAUUGAAGCUUAGUUAUACAUAGUGGUUAUGCAUACAGCCAUAUCUGAGUGUUUAUUAAUCAGCUGGACACUACAUAUUUUAGCUUGGGUUUGGUUCACAUGGGUUAUUCUCAGUACUAGAUACUAGUUAGUUACACAGGCUGGUUCAAAAUCACUUAGGACCCCUGGGUGAUGUUAAAAUAAUUCUCCCUGGCUGCUCUUACUAAAAUUAACCUAAUAUAUGUUUUGAAUAUACUAUUAUUGCGGCCUUUUUGUUUAUAUAGCAUUUGUACAGGAUUUUAUAUUGAGUGAUUUCGACACGGUAGGCUGUCAGACUAAGCCACUGGACUAAAAUGUUGUACCCAUGUUACUGUGUGGAGUGAAGCAGGGUUAAAAAUGAUCUUGUCUGUUAUCUUUUUUACAUCCGAAUUUUUUUUUUUUUUUUUUUUUUUUUUUUUUUAUAAGGAGAUUUUAUAUACUAGCAGGCGGGCAUCAGUCUUUCACCUGAGGUGCUGCAUUAUUACUUGUGGCUAUAUGGUGAACUGAAGGGUCAGUUGUUAGGUGAAUCUGUUCUAAGGUUAUACAUCUUUUCAUCUCAUUGUUCUGAGAGUUUGGGGUACCAUGCAAAGCAAACCCCGUUUUAAUAGGGGGAUAUGGCCAGCAGGCAGCAUAGUGGCUAAGGACAUGGAGUCAUAACCCUGAAGCUUGCUGGUUCAAGUCCCGGGAAAGCUGCUGUUGUAAUAACAUAAUAAAUUGGCUUGUAAUUGCAA
Messenger RNA from Brienomyrus brachyistius, 6093 nucleotides. It is a transcript of the gene disp1, whose product is annotated as dispatched homolog 1 (Drosophila). The record is from RefSeq and is a predicted model, not a curated record. Lineage: Eukaryota; Metazoa; Chordata; Actinopteri; Osteoglossiformes; Mormyridae. The transcript has 8 exons. Gene Ontology annotation, cellular component: membrane. Bases 337 to 4764 code for a protein of 1475 amino acids.